UUAUAGUUUACUUAUCAACAUAGUAUCAGUGGUGUACUUCUUGGCUAAUAUGAUAAUGGAAUGUCAACCAUGUCAUGAGCAGAAUGGAAAUGCAUCCGCAGAAUAUUGGUGUACUGAAUGUGAAGAAGCGCUAUGUCAUAGCUGUAAAUCUCAACACAAAUCAUUUAAAGUGAGCAAAAAUCACAACGUAUCGAAAUUGUCCCUGUCGGAAAAAGAGUCUUCUACUGACAAACAGAAAGAAGAUAAUGUUGUUGAAAAAGUCGAAUGGGUUCUAUGUACAGAACACGAUGACAAAUCUUUAGAAUAUUUUUGUAUUAAACACGAAAAGCCAUGUUGCAUUCUCUGUAAAAGAAAAUAUCACCGACAUUGUUGUGAAGUUGAAAAGGUUGAAGAUGUUGUAGAUGAGACCAAACUGGCAAGUAUCACAGAGGAUUUCUUAUCAGGUAUCGAAAAACACAAAAAAAGCUUAACGAAAGUUGCAAACAAGGAAAGGUCAAAUAUGAGAGAUUUAAAUAUCAUUAAGGAAAAUUGUUCAGCCGACUUUAAAAAUACUAGAAUUGUCAUUGAAGAGCUUUUAGAUAUAUUGCAAAAUAACGUCGAGCAAGAAAUGAACAGAAAGUAUGAAGAAGAUAGUGGGGAAAUAAACAAACGUUUAACAGAUCUUUCAGAAAAAAUUAAAUACAUCAACGAUCAACAAAAAAUGAUACUAGAUAUUUCAAAGGAAUCUACGAUGUCUAUAGUGCAAAAAUAUUUAAGAAUAAUGCGUUUUAAACAUUUGAAGAGUAGUUAUACCAAAAUUGACGAGACCCUUUCAGAUUGUAAUUUACGAGCUAUAACUAAUUACAAGAUGUCUUAUGAAAAAACCGAGGACAGCAUAACAAUACGCAUUAAUCGGAAUUUGAAUGAGCAAAAUAAUGAUGUGGAAAAUUUUAAACGAAAUAAAGAGGAGAUAGAAUCUUCCUCCUCCAUAGUUGAAUUAGAACCAUCUAAUUCAGAAUCUAAAAAUUGUGCAUUAUCUGUACCAGUUUCUGAAUUGCCAUUAACUCUCCCUACGACAAGUGCACCUUUCGUGACAGAGAAAAGUCCACUUAGUCGUCAAUUAGUAUGUUCGUCCUUGUUACAUACAGCACCACCUGCUAAUGAUUCCUGUUCACCACCCUCUGCAGAAAGUUCAUCUGUCCAAUUUCACUUAAAAAAAUCAUUUUUCAUCGAAAAAAUAAAUAAAAAUGUUUUCAUUACCGAUGCAAAAUUGAUGCCAAACAAGUUCUUCAUAGCAAUGACAGAACGGUCUAAUCCUAGGUGUAUGAUAUACAACAAAGAUGGUCAGAAAAAAGGUCAAAUUCAGUUAAGUGGUGAACCAGAUAGUAUUGCAGUGAUGCAGAGCAACCGCAUAGGCGUAACUCUUAUUCAUGAAGAAAAAGUUUGUGUGAUUGAUACAGAUUCAUGGCAGAUUAUUACCACCAUUCAUGUUCAUGACGACUGCAAAGGACUCGUUUAUUUUGAAAAAAAACUCAUAGCUUACUGCGCACAUGAUGGUUUGAUGUAUAUUGACAGUAAUGGAAAAAUAGUAAAACAAAAUAGAAGUAUUAAAGGAGAUUUAUACUGUCAUCUUGACAAUCAAGGAAAUAUGUACACCGCUAAAAUGAAAGCUAAAAAUAUUCAUGUUCACAAUUUAGUUAACAAUAAACGGUUAACAUACUAUAUCGAAUGUCAAGAUGAUUUGACAGGUCUGACUACCGACAGAAAUAAUAACUUAUUUGUUGCAUGCAAAGACAAUGACACAAUUUUUCUUAAGCGGACACAACGUUCACCAGCACAGUGUGUAUUAGGCAACUCAGAUGGCAUUGACUAUCCAAUGAGUAUAGACUACGAUCAGCAAAACGAUGAAAUUCUUGUAGUGAAUAAUGCGGGGCAUUCAAUAUUCAUAUUCAAGAAACAGUAG
This is a messenger RNA of Mytilus trossulus (common blue mussel), 1942 nucleotides long. Its product is annotated as tripartite motif-containing protein 55-like. The record is from RefSeq and is a predicted model, not a curated record. Gene Ontology annotation, molecular function: zinc ion binding. The coding region runs from base 50 to 1942 and encodes 630 amino acids. The transcript is spliced from 2 exons. NCBI's taxonomy places the organism in Eukaryota, Metazoa, Mollusca, Bivalvia, Mytilida, Mytilidae.